This is a messenger RNA of Oncorhynchus tshawytscha (Chinook salmon), 2495 nucleotides long. RefSeq names its product kelch-like family member 38a (gene klhl38a). The record is from RefSeq and is a predicted model, not a curated record. Gene Ontology annotation, molecular function: protein binding. Bases 225 to 1988 code for a protein of 587 amino acids. The transcript has 8 exons. NCBI's taxonomy places the organism in Eukaryota, Metazoa, Chordata, Actinopteri, Salmoniformes, Salmonidae.
UGGCCUCAUGGCAAGCCAACUAACGUAGGCAGGCACAGAUCCGAAACCUCACAGAACCUCUUCUCCAUGCGCACUCUGAAACUUUAACGUGUUUGCUGAAGUUACAUUUGUGACUGUGAGGAGGAUACUGUUUAAGCUUUUUUGUGACUGAGCUUUUUCUGAUUCCCCAAGAUACAGACUCUCUGCCUGGAGGCUGUGGAUCGAAGAUCCAGACUGAGGAGAGAAUGGCUCUCUGUGAGUCCCUGAAGACCCUCCAGGGGUUCCCGUUUAGAGACCCAGAGCUGUCUUCCCUCCUGCUGUCCCAGCUGAACAGGCUGAGACAGGAGAGGAUCCUAACAGACGUGCUGCUCUGUUCAGACAACACAGAGAUCCCCUGCCAUAGGAAUGUACUGGUGUCCUCCAGCCGAUACUUCAGGGCCAUGUUCUGCAGUAACUUUGUGGAGAGCAGACAGGGGCGUGUGGAUCUGAAGGGUAUCUCCCCUGACGUGCUCAGUGGUAUAGUGGACUAUGUGUAUACAGGAGCCAUCACCAUCAGCAUGGACAUAGUGCUGCCUCUAAUGCAGGCUGCCUCUAUGCUGCACUAUGGACGGCUGUUUGAGGCCUGCUCCACCUUCCUUCAGGAGCAGCUGAGCCCAGACAACUGUCUCAGUAUGAUCAGGUUGUCUGAGAUCCUCCACUGUGACAGUCUGAAGGAGAAGGCUAAGGAGAUGGCCGUGAGGAGCUUCUCAGACGUAGCUGCCUCCGAAGACUUCUGUGAGCUCUCCUUACCGGAGCUUAUGUGUUACCUGGAGGACGACCGACUGUGUGCAGAGGAGGAGCAGGUGUUUGAGACCCUGCUGGCGUGGAUCCACCACGACCCGUUCUCCCGGCGCGGCGCCAUACACGACCUCUUCAAGAAGGUGCGCCUGCGCUACAUCCACCCCACCUACCUGUUCCAGUUCAUCGCCAACGACCCGCUAGUGCAGUCCUCCACGCUCUGCACUGAGAUCAUUGAGUCCGUCCGUCGCCUCAUGCUCUCGGUCAGUGCCAAGUGCGGUCGUGAGCUGAAGCCCCUCUGGACCACACCGCGCCGCUACACCUGCCGAGAGACGCUCGUUGUGGUCGGAGGGCGCAAGAAUAAUGAGCAGACAUCCCGGGAAGCCCUGCUCUAUGAUGAGAGGACGCAGCGCUGGCAGUGGCUGGCCAAGCUGCCCCUGCGACUCUACAAGGCCUCCUACGUCUGUAUCCACAGCAUCCUGUAUGUGGUGGGGGGGCUCAGCCUCAGCAUGGCCUCAGGAGACAGCUCUGUGUCUGCCACCGUCUACACCCUCUCCCUCAAGACCAACCAGUGGAGGACGGCUGAGCCCAUGUUGGAGCCGCGCUACGCCCAUCAGAGUGUCUCCUAUCUCCACUUCAUCUUUGUCCUGGGGGGGAUCGGAGUUGACAAACAGAUCUCCAAUUCUGUGGAGAGGUACAACAGUAUGUUUAACCAAUGGGAGGCCAUGGCUCCUCUCCCCAGCGCCGUGCUGCACCCCGCCGUCGCCGCCAACGACCAGAGGGUCUAUGUGUUUGGAGGGGAGGACGCCAUGCAGAACCCUGUCAGGGAGAUACAGGUGUACCACAUCUCCAGGAACCUGUGGUCCAGAUUGGAAACCAGGACAGUGAAGAACGUCUGUGCACCUGCUGCUGUCAUCGAAGAUAAGAUCUACAUCAUUGGAGGGUACACGAGACGGAUGAUCGCCUACGACACCAAAGCCAACAAGUUUGUAAAGUGUGAGAACCUGAAGGAGAGGCGAAUGCACCACAGCGCCACGGUCAUCAACAACAAGCUGUACGUGACGGGGGGGCGCUUCCUGAAUGGGCACGACACCAUCGAGGACUCGGACUGCUUCGAGUGUUACGACCCCAAGACGGACGUGUGGACCUCCAAGGGGACGCUGCCAUACAAACUGUUCGACCACGGCUCCCUGCCUCUGGUCUGUGUCUCCAACAGACCCAACCCCCCCUGAGUGACCCACAACAUCUUAUCAACAUCAUCUGGUCGUCUGGAGUUCAACAGUAGGGUGAACAGUGGGACUGACUUCUACAGCUGCCUCUCUGUCCCCCAUUACAGAUGCAAUGUCCUCCACUCCUCCAGUCCGUUGUCACAUUUGAGCUGGUCCACAAACUGUAUAUGAUCUCUCUGAUGAGUGACCCACAACAUCCCCAAAACUCCUUGGACUCCUAGCCUAGCCGGCUCCUAACCUAAUCUAACUAGCUACCUGUCAUGGACUCCUAGCCUAGCCGGCUCCUAACCUAAUCUAGCUAGCUACCUGUCAUGUUACUCCUUCACAGCAGUUAUAAUUGGACACCACAGCUGGGAUCGGAAACCAUCUGAACAGACAGACGUUGGUCUCUUCUCUCACACAGUCACAGGACGUCAACACACGCCUCAGACAUGGUCUUGAUGCUAGCAUCUGUGGCAUUCUAAAUCAAAACCUGAGAUCUUAGCUGGCAGGCAGAGGUGUCACAUUGGC